Pyricularia pennisetigena is the source of this 702-nucleotide messenger RNA. RefSeq lists its product as uncharacterized. Bases 1 to 702 code for a protein of 233 amino acids. The transcript is spliced from 3 exons. The record is from RefSeq and is a predicted model, not a curated record. Lineage: Eukaryota; Fungi; Ascomycota; Sordariomycetes; Magnaporthales; Pyriculariaceae.
AUGGCUGCGUUCCUUUUUAAGUUGGCCGCCAAGCGCGCCUUGCAGGACAAGAUGAAGAUGAACACCAAUUCACAGGAUCCCUUUUACGAGUAUGAAGAGAUUGAAGUGCACAAAGGUGGCAAGACCGAGAUCAUAUACAAGAAGAAGGGAAAGAAACCGAUUCCCAAAGGUUUGAGCAAGAAUGAUGCACAGGUGCUCAAAGGGGUCCGCAGCCGCGCCUAUCAUCUUGACAUGAGUCUCUUCAGUUUCUGUGGUAUCCGGUUCGGUUGGAGUUCUGUCAUAGGCCUGGUCCCUGCCAUUGGUGACGUCCUGGACGCGCUUAUGGCCCUGAUCCUUGUCAAGAAAUGCAUGAAAGUUGACGAUGGCUUGCCGCUGUCAAUUUUGUCUCGCAUGGUGUUCAAUAUCCUGGUGGAUUUUGUCAUUGGCCUCGUUCCAUUCGUGGGGGAUAUCGCCGAUGCAGCCUACAGAGCGAACAUUCGCAACGCAUGGUUGCUGGAGCUCUACUUGGUCAACAAGUACGACGAGAUGAACAAGCGUGGAAUCUCAGACCCUGCGGAUCUGGAAAAUCAGCCAUCCUCGUCUGCCGCAACUGCCUCGGUGGCCCCACCUAAGCCAGCCAAGAAGAAGUUCUUUGGGCGUGGAGGUGAAACUGUCGACACCUCUACAGCCGCAGAGGGUCGCACCCGUCGAGACGGCAUAUAA